Molecule: messenger RNA, 533 nt
Organism: Odontomachus brunneus
Lineage: Eukaryota; Metazoa; Arthropoda; Insecta; Hymenoptera; Formicidae
Gene: RpL36A
Product: 60S ribosomal protein L44
Exons: 4
Coding region: 159-473 (104 amino acids)
Biological process (GO): translation
Cellular component (GO): cytosolic large ribosomal subunit; ribosome
Molecular function (GO): structural constituent of ribosome
Source: RefSeq, a predicted model, not a curated record
AAAAAUUUAUUCAAGGUUUCGGAAUUUGUUGCAACAACUUCGCUGUGCGCAUGCGCGCCGCGCGCUCGCCGCGCCGCGCCGCGUCGCGCCGCCGCCACGUCCGGUAGAGCAUCGACAAUCGUAUUUCCUCUUUCACGUUUCUUUCGUUCAGAAGCAACAUGGUUAACGUGCCGAAGCAGAGACGUACUUUUUGCAAAAAAUGCAAAGUACACAAGAACCAUAAGGUAACGCAGUACAAGAAAAGCAAGGAGAGACGCGCUUCGCAAGGUAGAAGACGUUAUGACCGCAAGCAGCAGGGUUUCGGUGGUCAAACUAAGCCUAUUUUCAGGAAGAAGGCAAAGACUACAAAGAAAAUUGUACUCAGAAUGGAAUGUACAGAAUGCAAGUACAGGAAACAAAUUCCAUUGAAGAGGUGCAAGCAUUUCGAGCUGGGUGGUGAUAAAAAGAGGAAGGGACAAAUGAUUCAAUUCUAAGGCACUCACUGAACGUACUCUCCUCUGUAUUUAAUAAGAAAUAAAGUAAACCUAUAGGGA